Messenger RNA from Trematomus bernacchii (emerald rockcod), 3534 nucleotides. It is a transcript of the gene rnf34a, whose product is annotated as ring finger protein 34a. Lineage: Eukaryota; Metazoa; Chordata; Actinopteri; Perciformes; Nototheniidae. Gene Ontology annotation, cellular component: cytoplasm; plasma membrane. Gene Ontology annotation, molecular function: ubiquitin protein ligase activity. The transcript has 10 exons. Gene Ontology annotation, biological process: protein K48-linked ubiquitination; proteasome-mediated ubiquitin-dependent protein catabolic process; negative regulation of extrinsic apoptotic signaling pathway via death domain receptors. The record is from RefSeq and is a predicted model, not a curated record. The coding region runs from base 159 to 1535 and encodes 458 amino acids.
AUCCUCGUUGUGCAGUUUGGGGGCUCACCCUUCAGCUGUGUGGCUCUGAACUGGCUGCAGUGGCUGGUCUGUUGCUGUCUGGGUUUCGGCAGCCUGCUGUGGGGACAGAUGGUGUUCAUCUUCCGUACGGCUUACGGUGAAGCCUUUCUGUGACGUCCAUGAGCUCAUCAUCUCCGACACAUUCUGGCUGGACUUCUGCAGACUGUCCAUGGAGGGCAGUGAAACAGAGUGGUUGCGCGCAGGCUGCACAGCUCACACAGAAAAAGCAGCCUGGCCCGGGGCUCGAACAUUUCUCUCAUCACACCAAGACGAAUUCAUGCAAUUUAAGAAGUGAUGCCUCAUAUUGCAAUGUUUUCACCGCCUGCCUCCUCUUCCACGGUAGAAACGCCGGAGCUGCAAUGAAGGCAGGGGCCUCGUCCAUGUGGGCUUCAUGCUGUGGUUUGCUGAAUGAAGUCAUGGGUACAGGGGCCGUCAGAGGCCAGCAGCCAGGGUUUGGGGCCGGUGCUGGACCCUUCAGAUUUGCCCCCAGUGCGGGAUACUCCACAUACCCGCCCGCCAGCUCAGGAAGUCCCAGUCUGGUCUGCAAGGCCUGUGGUCAGGCCUUCUCAGUCUUCAGGAGGAAGUAUAUUUGCUGCGACUGCAAGAGGAGCUUCUGCUCUCUGUGCUCCGUGCUUCAGGAGAAUCUGCGUGUCUGUACCACAUGUCAUUUGCUGAAGGCGACAGCGUUUCAGCGUCCGCGGCUCAUGCGCCUACGAGUCAGGGACCUGCGUCAGUACUUGCUGCUCCGUAACGUCCCCACGGAUACCUGCAGGGAAAAACAAGACCUGGUGGACUUGGUGCUUUGUCACCGAGGCAUUGAGGAAGAGGAGGACCCAGACGCGGCCAGCCUCCACUCGCGUUCCCUCUACACGCCGACCCCUUCCACCACGCAGUCAGCCUCAGAGCUGUCGGCCUUCGUCGCCUCUCAGGAGGAGCCGCUCAGCAGGAGUGACAGCUCUGACACCAACCAGGAUAUAGGUGAUGCCACAUCUGUGUCUCUCCUCAACUUGGACCCCAGUGAACACACUCCGGAGGUCAGUCCUCAGACGCGGCGUCGGGCCAGAGCGUCGCUCUCAGAUAUCUCCAGCCUGAGGGACAUCGAGGGUCUGUCCGUCCGGCAGCUGAAGGAGAUCCUCGCCAGGAACUUUGUCAACUUCUCAGGGUGCUGUGAGAAGUGGGAGCUGGUGGAGCGGGUCAACCGACUGUACAGAGAGACGGAGGAGAACAGGAAAUCAUUGGAACAUGUGAGCAGUACAGAAACCACAGUGGUGGCCUUUCCCCCUCCUAUCUGCAACGGGGCCGUCGGAGACGGUGAGAAGGGUCCGCUGACGGUCCAGGAUGACAACCUCUGCAGGAUCUGCAUGGACGCUGUGAUCGACUGCGUCCUCCUGGAGUGCGGUCACAUGGUCACCUGCACCAAGUGCGGCAAGAGGAUGAACGAGUGCCCGAUCUGCAGGCAGUACGUCGUGAGGGCCGUGCACGUCUUCAAGUCCUAAUGCACCUCUGCAGGUCUCAGACUUUGUGUGUUUUGAAGUGAGGGUUGUAUGAGAUACUAACUCAAUAACAUACUGUGUUAUUGUGUGACUUUGGUAGGUUCAAAUUCUCCAAUUGUGGCAAUGAUAGACCAGCAACUCUGGUGUUCUGUGAGGUAGAAUUACAUUUUUCUUUCAAUGGAGCCUGGUGGCCUUGAAUGGAGCAGAUAUGAGAGAGACAAGGGCUGGAGCUCCUCUUUGGAACGAGCCAUCGUUAGCCACUUAGCCAAGGUAAAGUGGUGAAGAUAUUCUAAAUAUAGCGUUCACUCCAACUGAUUUUGAUUAUUCUAUAAGUGGCUGAAGUAUGUUUUGCUGCUGCUUUGUCCACAAUAGUAAUUUGCUCCAGGGCUGCUACUAAGUACUACUGAACACUCGCUUUGGAAGUAUCUCAUAUAACCCCACUUUAAAACAUCCACCUUUUAAAUCAACCAUGCAGCUCAUAACUUUGAAUCCGCAAAAUAGUUAUUUUGUGGGUGUUCCCACGUUUGUAUUCCCUUAAAACUCUCACACUAUUUGCACAUUCAAAUAUUGUGAGAAAUGUGUUUUUAUUAAUAACUUGACUUCAGUUUCAGUCAUUCCUCAAGUAAACAUAUCUCUAAUCUGUGUUCAUUCCUAAGUGUCUGUUUGGCUUUUCUUACAGUUUCUCAAAGCAAAGAAUGUGUGGCACUCAGCCACUUGUAGUCCUGUCUAACACAACGCAUCACCCUCAGAUCUGCCUAUAAACUGUAGCUUCUUUACAACUGCUGCAUGUCACUACAUAUCAUGGAAACACCGAGGACAGAAGCAAACUGAACCUCACCACAGGACAGAGGGUGAGUGAACAAGGUGCCAAAUAAUGGGUGUUGCUCUAUGCUUGUCACCCAUUUCUUCCCCCCUCCACUGUGUGGGUGUCAGCAUGUGCGGAUGUUGAUUUUUCAGCACUUUGUUCACACUGUGUUAAUGCACCACCGCUCACAACACACUGUAAACUAUGGCCAAUAACAAUGGCUGAAGUAACAUGUGUACUGAUUCUUGGAAACCUUGUGGGAUGAAGUUUAAAGGCUACUUAAUUUUUUGUCAGUUGAAAAAAAGAUAAAAUGGGCAAGUGCUAUGCGGUCUUGACUGAUGAAAUCAAUGCAUUAUUAAUUAUAUUGAAUUAUUAUUGUUUUAGAGGCGCAAAAUAAUGCACUUAGCGCUGCAACUAGUGGUUCAUUUUUCUGACAUUUAAACCGUCAUACAAAGUGUCAUUACAGCAAUAGCUAACCUUGGCUGUAGCUUCUGUCUCAGCAGCUUUAGUUGAAAGACAAAAACCGGUGCUAACUCCUCCAACCAUCUUCCUGUUUCCAGCUGAACUGUGGGUGUGAAACUGAAUGUUUGUUAUUUUUGUUGUACAUCGUUUGGAGUGGAAUGAAGUGCUUUUUUUUUUUUUUUCUCAUAUAGGAGAAAUGUAUUGAACUAACUUUUCAAAGAUAUAGCUCCAAGUUUACUGACAACUGUGGUAUAGAAAGUAUAUACAAAAUAAUGACUUGCUAAUGUAUAUUUGCAUAUAAUGAUCCAUAUGAGAUGUAAAUAUCUAUUUUUUCCAUUUGAUUUGAACGGUGUAAUAUCAGAUUAUUGAAAUGUCCCUGGGGUUGGGUUUAUUAUAUCAGAGUAACGUUUUUCUGUCAAGUGGUUUGAAAUGUGUUUAAUCUGCAUAGCUUGAAUUAUCUGUCCCUCUUAAACCAGAGCAUGAUGAGAACCGUAUGACGCUGGUUAUGUUAUUCCCCAUCUUCUCCACUUUCUCCCCCUCUACUCCUGCACAUUUUAGAAGUACCCAGACAAAGUCAACAUUGCUGCUCUUAGAGUAAAGAUGUCCCUAAAAUCAUUAGCAGCAGCGGAACAGGAGCACCUUUCCUUUAGAGAGGGUCGAACAGUGUGCAAGUCUUUGUAUUUUGGGGAUGUUGAACUUUUUAUUUUGGUAAUUAAAGAUUUUAAUUAAAGCCUG